AGUACAAUAAUUCCAUAGUAAUGAAGUCUUUAUAACGUGUACUAGUAUUUAAUUUGCAUGUGAGAAUAUGUAAAGCUACCCAUCUUCCCCAGUCUAUUUUCCCUCGUAUGUUAUGCAUUUAUCACAUCCUAGGCAAACUCUUUACUCUUCCAACUUUCGUGAUAUAGAACUAUACCAUUUAAUUUACAGUAUAUGGGUAUGAUAUACACUUCAUCUAAAAUUUUCCGCUACUCCUGAGAUUUCGGUAUCCAUUCACCUUGUUAGACAAUUUUACACAUUCACCCCUGUAUCGCAGAAAGUUUGGGGAAAAAGUAUAGUAAUGAAUAUUGAGAGUAUAGUAUCCAUUAGAAGUAUAGAUGGCUUUACAUCGGCCAGAUGUUAUAACACCCACGUUUUAACAUCUUCUGUAACUGGCGCUCUAUUUCAAUGGGAUAUUGAAACUUCAAACCCUAUCUUAUCGCAUAAUAUAGAAAAACCAUUGGAUUUUGUCUUACCUUAUCGUGUAGGCACAACCUCCGAAUACAGUAGCAUAUUGCUUCAGAGUAGAGGAGAUAUAUCUAUACUGGAUCUAAAAUCCUGUAAGAUACACCAUUUGGUAGAUGCAAUAACAACGUCCUUUGCCAGGAUAAGCUUACUUAACUACGGAUCCUCAACUACUCCGUGUAUAAUAGUGCCGUGUGAGAAGAAUAUUAAAGUGUUUGAUUUAAGAAUAGAAUGUGGAGGAAUAAACUCAAAUGUAAUUCACACAAUCAACCCUCCUGUAAUUCAGACUCCUAAAAAAAGUGAAAUAGGAAUGUUGCACACAUGCAAACAAUUCUCUGCGCUCGGAAGCUCAUAUAUACUUUCAACUUAUGAAUCAGCAUCAAUAGUUAUCCACGAUUUAAGAAACUUAAAAGAACCCGCACUUCCAGUUCACUAUAUGGAUACGUUUGAGGCAAUACCCGCCCUUUCUACAUGGAAAGAUGUUGUUUUGAUAGGUGACACUGGAGGGUUGAUACAUAUGUAUCAUGUUACUCAUCAGGAUGGUAUACGUCAUAUAAAAUCAAGUAUACCAAGAGACCCAGAGAAUUCACCCGGUAUCUCAUCUUUGGAUAUUAGGAAUGAUGGUACUAUUUUUGCUGCUGGAUGCUGGGAUAGAAUUGUUCGCAUAUACGAGACUCGGUCGCUGUCACUUAAAGGUGUUAUAAAUAAACAUUAUUCGAACAUAAUAGAUGCUUCAUUCGAUAAGACAGGAAACACCCUUUGUACAGCUUCUAAGGAUGGUAUCGCAAAUGUUUUAAAUGUAUCAUAACUAAAUUAUGAAUGUGCUU
This is a messenger RNA of Theileria equi strain WA, 1310 nucleotides long. RefSeq lists its product as hypothetical. Lineage: Eukaryota; Apicomplexa; Aconoidasida; Piroplasmida; Theileriidae. The transcript has 4 exons. Gene Ontology annotation, molecular function: protein binding. Bases 320 to 1291 code for a protein of 323 amino acids. The record is from RefSeq and is a predicted model, not a curated record.